CGUUCGGAAGGGCGGGGUGAUGGUGCCGGUCUCCUCCUUUCCUGGCAGAGAGGAAGCUGCCAAUUUUGCAUGGUUGCUAAGCCUUGUGGAGGGAAAAGUUUCCUAUGGUUGGUAGGAAGGUCACCGAUUCUCAGAGAAGCCCUCCCCUUGAUUUGAUGUUGGACUUGGAGACAUUUCAGCGUGCUUGAAGCAAGCCUUGUUGGGAUGGCACAGUUCUGUUGAUUCAAGGGAGAAUGUUUUACUGAUAUUUGUGCUGAGAUCUGUGGAUCCAAGUGACUGAGAGCCUAUUGGCAGGGCCUUUUUGGUUGUGGCUCGACUGUGGAAUGCCCUCCUGGAUGAACUUUGCCAUGCUCCUUCCCUCAGCAUUUUUGAAAAACGCUUAAAGACAUACCUUUUUAGAAAGGCUUUUACAAAUGUUUUAUUCCUGUCUGUUCUAGUGGGUUUUUAAUUUUUGAAUCUGGUUUUAAUUGUGUCUAGUUUUAACCUGAGUUUUAUUCACUUUAUGUUGGUUUGCUGUGAGCCACCCCAAGCAGUAUUCACUGGAGGGGCGGGACAUAAAUAUUUUAAAUAAAUAAUAGGAUCAGUAAACUAAGAGGCAUCUGUCCCCAAAAAUGUCUGCAGAGCAGGGAGCACCAGCAGCCUUGCGUCUCCCUUUCCAGUCUGUGUCAGAGGAUGUGGCUCCACUACAAAUAAACAUCAAGGAUCAGGCCCUCGUGGGUUCCAACUCCAAUGAAGGACUGGAUGGACUUCCUAAAACCCACCAUAGCAACGUUCAGGGGAAAAUGGAGGAUCUACAGAGCUGCAAAGAGGAGUUCCUAACGAGAGUGGGCACCCUGAAUUCAGGAUGGGGCACCAUGCAGCUGCCGGGGCCUGCCCCGUGGGAUAAUCCGAAGGCUUGUCUGCCUUCCUUGGAGGCAGCGGCGGCGUAUCCCAGAGCACAGCAGAUAAGCCAUGUUCUGCCAGGAUUCAGUAGAGAAGCUGAACCAGCCUAUACCUGCUUGGACACCGCAGGAGGCUACAGAAAUGCGAGAGUGGAGCCCUCAGAGAGGGAUACCGUCACCGUGGAGAUGCAGCGGCAGAACUUCCGGCAGUUCCCCUACCAGGAGGUCGAAGGGCCCCGGGAGGUGUGCGGCCAGCUCUGGUAUCUUUGCCACCGGUGGCUGAAGCCGGAGAGGCACACCAAGGAGCAGAUCCUGGAGCUGCUCAUCUUGGAGCAAUUCCUGGCCAUCCUGCCACCAGAACUCCAGAGCUGGGUCAAGAGAAAUUGCCCAGAGACAUGCGCCCAGGCGGUGGCCCAAGCGGAGGACUUCCUGCAGAGACAACAGGAAGCUGCGAGGUGGGGGGAGCAGAUUGCUCUCCAGGAGAUGCCCAUGAACUCCCUUGAAGCCGAGCUGACUCCAUCAAAGACUAGAGAGAAGGAGCCCGACAUGGAGAUCAAGCAGGAGGGAAGUGAGGGUACCACCUCUUUGGGUGAUGGGCGGACGAAUGAAAAGGAGAAUCCACAGCUGAAAAGUCCAGAGUCAGUGGAACGACCGGAGAGGACGAAAGUAAAGCACCCUCCACCUCUGGCAGAGGAGGAAGCAUCUUCCAAACGGCCCAGUCCUGAGAGGGAACUGGAACUGGAACCAGAGGAGAGCUUCGUUUCUGGAGAGCUCUCUAACAACCCCAGCGAAUCCACAAACCAGCAGAAGACCCCCAAAGGCAAGCAGGAGACAACGUGCGGUGUGUGUGGGAAAACCUUCAGCCGGAGAACAGGCCUCCUGGCCCACGAGAGAGUCCACACCGGGGAGAAACCCUACAAGUGCUCACACUGUGGGAGAAGCUUCCGCUCGAAGUCAACCCUUGUGGUGCACCAGAGAACCCACACAGGGGAAAAGCCCUACCAAUGCCAGGAAUGCGGGAAGUCCUUCCCGGUGACUACGCAGCUGAUUGAGCACGAGCGGACCCACUCGGGGGAGAAGCCCUACCAAUGCACCGAGUGCGGACAGGCUUUCCGCCAGAGGUCGCACCUGAAGAACCACCAAAAGAUCCACACGGGAGUCAAGCCGUUCAAAUGCUCCUAUUGUGGGAAAGGCUUCAGUAUCAGCUCAGACCUCAUCCGGCACGAGAGAGCCCACACGGGCGAGAAGCCCUAUCAGUGUCCGGAGUGCGGCAAGAGGUUCUGUAACAGUUCACAGGUGAUCACGCACCGGAGAGUCCACACGGGAGAGAAGCCAUACAAGUGUCUGGAGUGUGGGAAAGGCUUCACGGUGAGCCAGCAGCUCAUCAGGCACCAGGCUGUCCACACGGGAGAGAAACCCUAUCAGUGCCUGGAGUGCGGGAAGACCUUUGGGGUGAGCACACUCCUCGCCGGACACCUGAGAAUCCACACGGGAGAGAAGCCGUACGAGUGCUCAGAAUGCAGGAAGUGUUUCCGCCUACGCUCAACACUCAUCACGCACCUGAAAAUCCACACGGGGGAACGGCCUAGGACCUGCAACGUGUGUGGGAAGAGCUUCAGUCGGAGCACUGGACUGAUCGCGCACCAAAGAAUCCACACAGGAGAGAAACCGUACGAGUGCUUGGACUGCGGGAAAAAAUUCACAUUGAGGUCAAACCUGAUUGCGCAUGAAAGGACGCACAAUGGAGAGAAGCCGUACCAGUGCCACGAAUGUGGGAAACGCUUCAGCGUGAGCUCGCAGCUUAUCAAACACGAGCGAACACACUCAGGGGAAAAGCCAUACAAAUGCACAGAAUGCGGACAGACUUUCCGUCAGAGCUCGCAUCUUAAAAACCACCAGAGAAUCCACACAGGAGACAGACCAUUUAAGUGUUCAGAUUGCGGGAAAAGCUUCAGCGUGAGCUCAGACUUGAUUCGGCACGAGAUCUCACACACAGGGGAGAAACCAUACCAGUGUCCUGACUGUGGGAAACGCUUCUGUAACAGUUCACAGAUUAUUACACAUCGGAGAGUACACACAGGAGAAAAGCCCUAUAAAUGCCUAGAAUGUGGGAAAAGUUUCACGGUCAGCCAGCAGCUCAGUAGGCACCAGAGAGUCCACACAGGAGAGAAACCAUAUAAAUGCCCCGAAUGUGGGAAAACCUUUGGUGUAAGCACGCUCCUUACUGGACAUCUGAGAAUUCACACGGGAGAAAAACCAUAUGAAUGUUCAGAAUGUGAGAAAAGUUUUCGGUUGCGCUCAAACCUUAUUGCUCAUCAGAAAAUACACACUGCAAGAAAAUCUUAGGCAUUUUUUGACAGGGAGUGGGGAGAAGUGUGUUAGACGUGGAUUAACUGUUUGAUGCUUCAUAAUAUUAUAGGAUUGUGCAGGCCUGGAACAUAAGAACAGCCCUGCUGGAUCAGGCCCAAGGCUAAUCUAAUCCAAUAUCCGGUUUCACCCAGUAGCCCACCAGAUGCCUCUGAGAAGCCCACAGGCAAGGGGUGAGGGCAUAUCCUCUGUCCUGCUGUUGCUCCCCUGCAACUGGUAUUUGGAGGCAUCUUGCAUCUGAGGCUGGAGAUGGCCUGUAGCUACUAAGCUAGUAGCCAUUGAUAGACCUGGCCUCUGAAUUUGACUAGGCCCCUUUUAAAGCCAUCCCCACGAGUGGCCAUUCCCACUUCCCAUGGCAGAGGCCUCAUAAAACCCCCAGAGGAUAUUGACCAUGUUCACGUGUUACGUUCAACUGAAUAGCAAUAGCAAUAGCACUUACAUUUAUAUACCGCUCAAUAGCUGGAAGCUCUCUAAGCGGUUUACAAUGAUUUAGCAUAUUGCCCCACAACAUUCUGGGUACUCAUUUUACCGACCUCGGAAGGAUGGAAGGCUGAGUCAACCUUGAGCCCCUGGUCAGGAUCGAACUUGUAACCUUCUGGUUACAGGGCGGCAGUUUUACCACUGCGCCACCAGGGGCUCUGAAUACACUCUGUUUCGUGCACACCUCUAGAUUGUAUGUCUGAACCUGCUCCAAUCAACAAACCACAGUUUAUUUCAGGCAGUCAAACCACUAAUCUGAACUCAAGAUUUUUAAGCUGGUUGAUGGUCUUAACGGUGGUCUCAUGUGGUGUCUGAACCCACAAUCUUGGUUUAAUCUUGGUUUGUUUCAGUAGCUCUACUCUCAUGCGGAGAGAGGGAAGCCUAGUGUGAUUUAGUGGUUAGAGUGUUGGACUAGGACCAGAGAGACCUGAGUUCAGAUCCUGAUUCAGCCAUGAAAAUCACUGGGUGAUUGUGAGCCAUUCACUUACCUCUCAACCUAACCUGUUUUGCAGGGUUGUAAGUAUGUAAGUACAUAAAGGGGCAGGGCCCAAACAAACCAUGAUAUAGUGAAACAAAUGAAAACUUGGUGACUGUCUGUGGUGCCAAACUAUGUUUCUUAAAUAAAGCUUGGU
Molecule: messenger RNA, 4360 nt
Organism: Hemicordylus capensis (graceful crag lizard)
Lineage: Eukaryota; Metazoa; Chordata; Lepidosauria; Squamata; Cordylidae
Product: zinc finger protein 271-like
Exons: 6
Coding region: 612-3227 (871 amino acids)
Biological process (GO): negative regulation of transcription by RNA polymerase II
Molecular function (GO): DNA-binding transcription repressor activity, RNA polymerase II-specific
Source: RefSeq, a predicted model, not a curated record